Messenger RNA from Lingula anatina, 1122 nucleotides. RefSeq lists its product as uncharacterized. The record is from RefSeq and is a predicted model, not a curated record. Lineage: Eukaryota; Metazoa; Brachiopoda; Lingulata; Lingulida; Lingulidae.
AUGUUAAUGUUGUACAGACCGGUGACAGGAUCGCACUUCAGAUUCGCCACAAUCAGCUGUGCACCAUCUCCGGGUAAUGCACUACAGGCGCGCUGUUCUUGGCGGUCGUCUUGGAGAUUAAAUGACGGUCCUUGUGGCAACCCAUGCACGGAAGCUGACAUAGGGCAACUGUCCAAUAGGGUACUGGGAAACUGGCGGUGCUUUAUAGGCUGCGGACCAGUAACAAACGUUGCCCCACAUCGAUACUUCCUCACUGCCAUAGACAGGAGCGACUUUUGGCAACAGGGAUACAAUGACUUUACAUUUAAUCUGCCAAAUGCCGGGGUGUUCACGGUUGGAUAUACAGGUUGUUGCUGGGUAACGUUGGCCAAUGGAGGGGGAAGCUGGGUCGUUAUAACCGAAUAUAAUGCCGGCAUUCGAAGUGACACGGGAACACCAAACUCCAGUCCCAUAACCACAAGCAAGCCACUUAUUGACUUGGACAUUACAUGCGGAUAUCGAUUUGAGAUCCCGUACGCGGAUGCAGACGGAGAUACUGUGCAAUGUCGCUGGGCAACGGGCAUUGAGUGUGGUGGUAUAUGUAGCAGACUUCCAGGGGCCACUUUGUACCCAAAUUGUACUCUAGUAAUCCCGGCUUCUGCACGGCCUCUGUACGGUAACGGUCUAUAUGGAGUAGCAAUAAUGUUGGAAGAUUUCCCAACGACCAGUAUAACACAGGGGGGAGUGCCAAAAGACGAACUGACUCCGCUGUCAAAGGUACCAUUACAGCCGAUAACUGAUGUGAUGUGCAGUGGCAAUGAUCGCUACACCCUGAAUGUCACUGUGGUCCACUACUGCAAUGCUGGGGUCUGCGCUGAAUUCACCACAAGUAAUACUGUAUUCUCCGACUGCACUGUAGCUAACUCUUAUCAGAAUGUAAGCACAGAGACGCUAUGCAGCGUGGCAGACACGGUGUCUCCAAUCUGUACGUUCAAUCCGUUCUUCCUCUUCUUCACGACCUCUGGAUACCGUUGUAUGUGCCCACUGGGGUCGUACCCAUUCAUAUUCCCCUUCUCUUAUGUUAGCAGUGCAUCCACGGCGGUGUCGGCGUGUUUUCCAAUCUCUGGUUCCUAUUGCACAACG